ACAAAGCAAUCGCGAUUUAAGACAAUAGCAUCCAUACUUUUUGCAUUUAUUAGGUACUUAAUUUCGAGAUUAUUUGCACGCUGUAUCGCACGCUCAUUCGAAGUUAAGUCUCGGGUCAGAUCUUACUUGAUGCUUGUUGAUUAUUGCAACAUUUAAUUUGCUUGGACAAGAUAACACAAUAUUUUAUCAGUAAUACCAGUGCCAUUCUAAAAGGAAAAUCGCUAGCGAAUUGAAUAAGAAAAUAUGGAAAUUCAAAUUAUAUUUCUUCUAGUCACAGGUCGGUGCAAUAAUGAGUGAAAAUGGAUCUGCACAAAGUAUUGAUCUUGAAAACUGGAUGAGAGAUCUGCCAGAACAAUUAAAGUACAUUCCACUUAUUUAUUUAGCCAUACCAGGCAGUCAUGAUUCAAUGACAUAUGGGAUAACGAGAAACAGUAGCCUAGCGCCUGACGCAGAGCCCAUACUAAAGAAACUGUACCCAUUAUUCAAAGGUACGAUUUUACGAUGGACAAUAACACAGGCCUUUGAUGCCUUACAGCAACUUCUCAUUGGCAUUAGGUACUUAGAUCUGAGACUAGCAACCAAAACGGGUGUAGACCAAUUCUUUUUCACUCAUGGGAUGUAUGCAGAUGAGAUAUCUAAACCACUUCAACAAGUCAAGGACUUUGUUGAUCAGCAUCCUCAUGAAGUGGUUAUACUAGAUUUCCAACAUUUCUAUGGAUUCACCUCUGAAGACCACCAGAAGCUCAUUAGAUAUGUGCUCAACUUAUUUGGCCCUCAACUCGUUCCAAGGCAGCCUGAUUUAAAUGGCGUCACACUCAACUCUCUGUAUAGAUUACGACAACAGGUAAUAGUUGUGUACCGACACCCGUCAGUACUUUCGACUGGGGAGUUCUGGCAACCGCAAAUGCUGCCGUCACCCUGGCCUCAGCAGGACAGCAUCCGGGGUCUGCUGGACUUCCUCAAGAACGUCAAGCGUCAUCCUGGCAUGGGAUUUGUGCAUCAAGCCGUUUUAACGCCUACGCCUGGGUUUAUUAUAUUUAGAUGGAUAUCCAAUCUACGUGAGCGAUGUGCUAAGCCCGUCAAGAACGAGAUUUAUCCGAAACUAGCGGAGUUCACUCCGGGAAGGCCUGCAGACCAAAACGGACCCACUCCAGUCAAUGUCAUCAUUGCCGAUUUUGUUGAAAUGGACAACUCCAUAUUCUCCAAAUCAGUCAUUCAACUUAAUAUGAAAUUAAUAAGAAAUUCAGAUUCCAUAACACAUAGCUACGGGUAAGAGUAAUGACUAAUGACGAAAUCUCAUUAGUAUUAAUUUUUCUUUAUUUGUUAAGUUUGUUCCCAUACGAAACA
Maniola jurtina (meadow brown) is the source of this 1347-nucleotide messenger RNA. Its product is annotated as PI-PLC X domain-containing protein 3. Gene Ontology annotation, biological process: lipid metabolic process. Gene Ontology annotation, molecular function: phosphoric diester hydrolase activity. The transcript has 7 exons. Bases 290 to 1273 code for a protein of 327 amino acids. NCBI's taxonomy places the organism in Eukaryota, Metazoa, Arthropoda, Insecta, Lepidoptera, Nymphalidae. The record is from RefSeq and is a predicted model, not a curated record.